CAACGUCUGCCCGGGAUAACUAGUUAAUAAUAAAAAUGCGAAUGUUGCUUUAUGACAUAUUUAAAAAUCCUUGCCCACUGACCGCUUGUGACUUCUGAAAUUGAUACAGAUUUUCUUACGCUAGGUACAUUUUCAUUUUCGAUGGUCAUUUCAUUGUCCUUUUAUAAACAAGACGUUGGCAUUUUCAGCUAUAUUUUUUUAUGGUCAUUAUUGUCGCUUUAUUCCAAUUGACUUGCGUGUUUGUUUCAAAUUAUAUGAAUAAGGCUGACAAAUAACACUGACGACGACGAGGAAGACUUUUCCUGGACAAUAACGAUGAUGACGGCGACUAUGUUGGUGGACGAUGACGAUAUUUUGUAGAAAGAUGAAUACUAGUGGCAACAUCUCAGCUGUCAAAACGUACAUUUGUUUAUUGAAGCUUCAAAAUCAAAACAAAAUGAGUGCUUCCGAGGAUUCUUUGGUUGUGUCUCUGCUCUUGGAUGAGCGAAGUGAAUUGCGCCUCAAUAGAAAGGAAGAAGUUGUGAAUGAACUUUUGGAUGGCGUUUUUGCAAGCUCCAGCUCUUCUGAAGACUCGGAAGGCGAAACCGAGGACCACCCCAAGUGCAACAAUUUUGAAGCGACUCUCGAUGCCAUGGGUGGGAGUGAUUUUAAGAUGCACAUGAGACUGAAACGCGUGACGGUGGAAUACCUCAUAAAUAAUAUCCAAAAAUUUAUUGAAAUAACUACUUAACUACAAGAGUCCGUAUUAUUUUCAGUGAGGUACUCGCAAUAUAACUACGUUCCUGACCCAUC
Messenger RNA from Rhagoletis zephyria (snowberry fruit fly), 792 nucleotides. RefSeq lists its product as uncharacterized. The record is from RefSeq and is a predicted model, not a curated record. Lineage: Eukaryota; Metazoa; Arthropoda; Insecta; Diptera; Tephritidae.